Lepus europaeus (European hare) is the source of this 5344-nucleotide messenger RNA. RefSeq names its product pumilio RNA binding family member 1 (gene PUM1). Gene Ontology annotation, molecular function: mRNA 3'-UTR binding. Gene Ontology annotation, cellular component: cytosol; cytoplasm. The record is from RefSeq and is a predicted model, not a curated record. NCBI's taxonomy places the organism in Eukaryota, Metazoa, Chordata, Mammalia, Lagomorpha, Leporidae. Gene Ontology annotation, biological process: regulation of mRNA stability; miRNA processing.
CCAGUCCCCAGUGGGCCGCCAUGUUGUUGGAGUGAAAGGUAAGGGGGAGCGAGAGCGCCGGAGAGAGAAGAUCGGGGGGCUGAAAUCCAUCUUCAUCCUACCGCUCCGCCCGUGUUGGUGGAAUGAGCGUUGCAUGUGUCUUGAAAAGAAAAGCAGUGCUUUGGCAGGACUCUUUCAGCCCCCACCUGAAACAUCACCCUCAAGAACCAGCUAAUCCCAACAUGCCUGUUGUUUUGACAUCUGGAACAGGGUCGCAAGCGCAGCCACAACCAGCUGCAAAUCAGGCUCUUGCCGCUGGGACACACUCCAGCCCUGUCCCAGGAUCCAUAGGAGUUGCAGGCCGUUCCCAGGACGACGCUAUGGUGGACUACUUCUUUCAGAGGCAGCAUGGUGAGCAGCUUGGGGGAGGAGGAAGUGGUGGAGGCGGCUAUAAUAAUAGCAAACAUCGAUGGCCUACUGGGGAUAACAUUCAUGCAGAACAUCAGGUACGUUCUAUGGAUGAACUGAAUCAUGAUUUUCAAGCACUUGCUCUGGAGGGAAGAGCGAUGGGAGAGCAGCUCUUGCCAGGUAAAAAGUUUUGGGAAACAGAUGAAUCCAGCAAAGAUGGACCAAAAGGAAUAUUCCUGGGUGAUCAAUGGCGAGACAGUGCCUGGGGAACAUCAGAUCAUUCAGUUUCCCAGCCAAUCAUGGUGCAGAGAAGACCUGGUCAGAGUUUCCAUGUGAACAGUGAGGUCAAUUCUGUACUGUCCCCACGAUCGGAGAGUGGGGGACUAGGCGUUAGCAUGGUGGAGUAUGUAUUGAGCUCAUCCCCGGGCGUCUGUCUAAGAAAAGGAGGAUUUGGCCCAAGGGAUGCAGACAGUGAUGAAAACGACAAAGGUGAAAAGAAGAACAAGGGUACGUUUGAAGGAGAUAAGCUAGGAGAUUUGAAGGAGGAGGGUGAUGUGAUGGACAAGACCAAUGGUUUACCAGUACAGAAUGGGAUUGAUGCAGACGUCAAAGAUUUUAGCCGUACCCCUGGUAAUUGCCAGAACUCUGCUAAUGAAGUGGAUCUUCUGGGUCCAAACCAGAAUGGUUCUGAGGGCUUAGCCCAGCUGACCAGCACCAAUGGUGCCAAGCCUGUGGAGGAUUUCUCCAACAUGGAGUCCCAGAGUGUCCCCUUGGACCCCAUGGAACAUGUGGGCAUGGAGCCUCUUCAGUUUGAUUAUUCAGGCACGCAGGUACCUGUGGAUUCAGCAGCAGCAACUGUGGGACUUUUUGACUACAAUUCUCAACAACAGCUGUUCCAAAGACCUAAUGCUCUUGCUGUCCAGCAGUUGACAGCUGCUCAGCAGCAGCAGUACGCGCUCGCAGCGGCUCAUCAGCCUCACAUCGGUUUAGCUCCCGCUGCAUUUGUCCCCAAUCCAUACAUCAUCAGUGCUGCUCCCCCAGGAACGGACCCCUACACCGCUGGAUUGGCUGCAGCAGCGACACUAGGCCCAGCUGUGGUCCCACACCAGUAUUAUGGCGUUACUCCCUGGGGAGUCUAUCCCGCCAGUCUUUUCCAGCAGCAAGCUGCCGCUGCUGCAGCUACUAAUUCUGCUAAUCAGCAGACCACUCCACAGGCUCAGCAAGGACAGCAGCAGGUUCUCCGAGGAGGAGCCAGCCAGCGCCCUUUGACCCCAAAUCAAAACCAGCAGGGCCAACAAACAGAUCCGCUAGUGGCAGCUGCAGCAGUGAAUUCUGCCCUUGCGUUUGGACAAGGUCUGGCUGCAGGCAUGCCAGGUUAUCCAGUCUUGGCUCCUGCUGCUUACUAUGACCAAACUGGGGCCCUUGUGGUGAAUGCAGGGGCAAGAAAUGGUCUCGGAGCCCCUGUUCGACUUGUAGCUCCUGCGCCAGUCAUCAUUAGCUCUUCAGCUGCACAAGCAGCUGUUGCAGCGGCCGCAGCUUCAGCAAACGGAGCAGCCGGUGGUCUUGCUGGAACAACAAAUGGACCAUUUCGCCCUUUAGGAACCCAGCAGCCUCAGCCCCAACCCCAGCAGCAGCCCAGUACCAACCUGGCCUCCAGCUCUUUCUAUGGCAACAACUCUCUGAGCAGCAGUUCACAGAGCAGCUCCCUCUUCUCCCAGGGCUCUGCCCAGCCUGCCAACACGUCUUUGGGAUUUGGAAGUAGCAGUUCUCUUGGUGCCACCCUGGGAUCAGCACUUGGAGGGUUUGGAACAGCAGUUGCAAACUCCAACACUGGCAGUGGCUCCCGCCGUGACUCCCUGACUGGCAGCAGUGACCUUUAUAAGAGGACAUCGAGCAGCUUGACCCCCAUUGGACACAGUUUUUAUAACGGCCUUAGCUUUUCCUCCUCUCCUGGACCCGUGGGCAUGCCUCUCCCUAGUCAGGGACCAGGACAUUCACAGACACCACCUCCUUCCCUCUCUUCACAUGGAUCCUCUUCAAGCUUAAACCUGGGAGGACUCACAAAUGGCAGUGGAAGAUACAUCUCUGCUGCCCCCGGCGCUGAAGCCAAGUACCGCAGCGCAAGCAGCGCUUCCAGCCUCUUCAGCCCCAGCAGCACCCUCUUUUCUUCCUCCCGUUUGCGGUAUGGGAUGUCUGACGUCAUGCCCUCUGGUAGGAGCAGGCUUUUGGAAGAUUUUCGAAAUAACCGCUACCCCAAUUUACAACUGCGGGAGAUUGCUGGACAUAUAAUGGAAUUUUCCCAAGACCAGCAUGGGUCCAGGUUCAUUCAACUGAAGCUAGAACGUGCCACCACAGCUGAGCGCCAGCUUGUUUUCAAUGAAAUCCUCCAGGCUGCCUACCAACUGAUGGUGGAUGUGUUUGGGAAUUAUGUCAUUCAGAAGUUCUUUGAAUUUGGCAGCCAUGAACAGAAGCUGGCUUUGGCAGAACGCAUUCGAGGCCACGUCCUGUCCUUGGCACUACAGAUGUACGGCUGCCGAGUUAUCCAGAAAGCUCUUGAAUUUAUUCCCGCAGACCAGCAGAAUGAAAUGGUUCGGGAGCUAGAUGGCCACGUCCUGAAGUGUGUCAAAGACCAGAAUGGCAACCACGUGGUUCAGAAAUGCAUUGAAUGCGUGCAGCCCCAGUCCUUACAGUUUAUCAUCGAUGCUUUUAAGGGACAGGUGUUUGCUUUGUCUACGCAUCCUUAUGGCUGCCGAGUGAUUCAGAGAAUUCUGGAGCACUGUCUCCCUGACCAGACACUGCCUAUCUUAGAGGAGCUGCACCAGCACACGGAGCAACUUGUACAGGAUCAAUAUGGAAAUUAUGUAAUCCAACAUGUAUUGGAGCAUGGUCGUCCUGAGGAUAAAAGCAAAAUUGUAGCAGAAAUCCGAGGCAAUGUCCUUGUAUUGAGUCAGCACAAAUUUGCAAGCAACGUCGUAGAAAAGUGUGUCACUCACGCCUCACGGACAGAGCGUGCCGUGCUCAUCGAUGAGGUGUGCACCAUGAACGACGGUCCCCACAGUGCCUUAUACACCAUGAUGAAGGACCAGUAUGCCAACUAUGUGGUCCAGAAGAUGAUUGACGUGGCAGAGCCAGGCCAGCGCAAGAUUGUCAUGCAUAAGAUCCGGCCCCACAUCGCGACCCUUCGCAAGUACACCUACGGCAAGCACAUUUUGGCCAAGCUGGAGAAAUACUACAUGAAGAAUGGUGUUGACUUGGGGCCCAUCUGUGGCCCCCCUAAUGGUAUUAUCUGAGGCACAGUACCCUCUCUCCCAUUCUCGUCGACCUCACUGGCCCGUUGGCAAAUCCAACCAGCAACCAGAAAUGUUCUAGAGUAGAAUCUGACGUGGGCGGACGGUUGCCCCGGGAUUGCUCCCUCCUCCAAACAGGAAUCAAAUCCACAAGUGGAAAAGCCUUUGUAAAUUUAAUUUUAUUACACAUAACAUGUACUAAUUAUUUUUUUUAAUUGACUGAUUGCCCUGCUGUUUUACUGGUGUAUAGGGUACUUGUACAUAGGUAACCAGUGUACAUGGGAGGCCGCCUAUUUUGUUCAAUGUUGUAUCUAUAUUCCCCAUGCGGAAACUUUCAGGGUGGUUGGUUUAACAAAAAAAGUUUAAAAAAAAAAAAAAGAAAACGUUUUUAACUCAUUUGCCUCAUCGGCAAGUUUUGCAAAUAGCUCUUCCCCACCUCCUCAUUUUAGUAAAAAACAAAAACAACAAAAAAACCUGAGAAGUUUGAAUUUUAGUUACAUGAUCCCAAACUGGCAUUUAACACUGUUUAUAAAAAUAUACAUAUAUAUAUAUACAUAUAUCUAUAUGAUGAAAAGCAUUUCAGAGUUGCUAAAGCUUGGGUUUCUGGAGCUUCUGAAAAUGGUCUCGGAGACAGGUGCUCUGGAAGGAAGUGUGGUGUGCGCUGUGAGGGAGGCCCGCCGGGCUCGUGGGUUACUGCCUAUUGGGUUUUUUCUGUUAACACUGAAAGACAAAAUCUGAUUAUUUAGCAUGAGAAAAAAAAAUCCAACUCUGCUUUUGGUCUUGCUUCUAUAAAUAUAUAGUGUAUACUUGGUGUAGACUUUGCAUAUAUACAAAUUUGUAGUAUUUUCUUGUUUUGAUGUCUAAUCUGUAUCUAUAAUGUACCCUAGUAGUCGAACAUACUUUUGAUUGUACAAUUGUACAUUUGUAUACCUGUAAUGUAAAUGUGGAGAAGUUUGAAUCAACAUAAACACGUUUUUUGGUAAGAAAAGAGAAUUAGCCAGCCCUGUGCAUCCAGUGUAUAUUCAUACCUUUUAUGGUCGUAGCAUAUAGUGUUGUAUAUUGUAAAUUGUAAUUUCAACCAGAAGUAAAUUUUUUUUCUUUUGAAGGAAUAAAUGUUCUUUAUACAGCCUAGUCAAUGUUUAAAAAGAAAAGGAUAGCUUGGUUUUAUUUGUCAGCUAGACAGUAGAAAGAUCCUUUCUAAAUGUUAUUCGAGAUGGAUUUAGUUCACACUAGUGGUUUUUUUUUUUUUUAACCUGAAAAAGUAAUGUUUUGCUUAUUUGGUGACAGUCAGAAGGACGUGCAGAAGUUCAGCCCUGCCCCAGCUUUCCUUUCCUUCGGAGCCCCUCCCACCUUGUAAAGUGUGAAUUGCCCUCCCUUUUUGUACAGAAGAUGAACUGUAUUUUGCAUUUUGUCUACUUGUAAGUGAAUGUAACAUACUGUCAAUUUUCCUUGUUUGAAUAUAGAAUUGUAACACUACGCGGUGUACAUUUCCAGAGCCUUGUGUAUAUUUCCAAUGAACUUUUUUGCAAGCACACUUGUAACCAUAUGUGUAUAAUUAACAAACCUGUGUAUGCUUAUGCCUGGGCAACUAUUUUUUGUAACUCUUGUGUAGAUUGUCUCUAAACAACGUGUGAUCUUUAUUUUGAAAAAUACAGAACUUUGGAAUCUGG